Molecule: messenger RNA, 795 nt
Organism: Magnolia sinica
Lineage: Eukaryota; Viridiplantae; Streptophyta; Magnoliopsida; Magnoliales; Magnoliaceae
Product: ATPase 10, plasma membrane-type-like
Exons: 3
Coding region: 115-351 (78 amino acids)
Biological process (GO): proton transmembrane transport; regulation of intracellular pH
Cellular component (GO): plasma membrane
Molecular function (GO): P-type proton-exporting transporter activity; nucleotide binding
Source: RefSeq, a predicted model, not a curated record
GUACAAUUCAUUAUCCUUUUGCUGGCAAGACAUCUUGUUUCUGUACUUGUUGGUGGAACAGACCAUUAUGCAUUCACACUUCUCACUGUUUUCAACAAAGAAACAGACCGAGACAUGGUCGUCUUGCUUGCAGCCAGAGCCUUGAGACUGGAGAACCAAGAUGCCAUUGAUACAGCCAUCGUUAAUAUGCUUACUGAUCCAAAGGAGGCCCGGCCAAAUCUCACAAAAGUACAUUUUCUGCCCUUCAAUCCCGUCGACAAGCAGACUGCAAUUACAUACAUUGAUUCUGACAGUAAUUGGUAUCGAGCUAGCAAAGGAGCUCCUGAACAGGUAUUUAUAGACUUUGAAUAACAACAGAAAAUGCUCCACAAAAUGCCUGUAAGAUUAUGGAUGGAAACUACAUUCACUGGAAAGCUUUAUACAAGGGCAACACAUGCACAGAGGAUUCCCAUAUCAGUUUUACUUGGAAACCUUACCUGUGGUUUGUUAAGCACAAGCUACUUUCCUACAACAAUUCUGUAUACGUGUGGUAAUCGUCCUGGAACUAGUCUUUGCUUAUGUAUGCUUGCCUGCUUGCAUACGCAUGGAGAAAGUGUUGAUUACUGAACUUUCAUCAUUCAUAUCUGAGCAAUGAUCUUGCUAGAUUUGAUUGUCAGUCAUCCAUCACCACUGGAUCCAACUGUUGAUUGUCACUUAUGCUUCUCAAGAACAGCUAAAUUUAUUUUUUCUUGCACAGUGCCAGAUGUUUGUCAUAUAUUAAGUUCUUAGGCACCCCAAUAUGCACAAUAACUCCGA